Messenger RNA from Micromonas commoda, 4070 nucleotides. Its product is annotated as set domain protein. The record is from RefSeq and is a predicted model, not a curated record. The transcript has 2 exons. Bases 1 to 4029 code for a protein of 1342 amino acids. Lineage: Eukaryota; Viridiplantae; Chlorophyta; Mamiellophyceae; Mamiellales; Mamiellaceae. Gene Ontology annotation, molecular function: protein binding.
AUGACGGGCCGGGACCGCCGACGCAACGCCCAGCCCAACGCGGCGAUGUACGUCGGAUACGCCGACGACGACGAGGACGUCGAGUCGAUCAUGGCCAAGUUCCAGGCCAUCGAGGAUGCCAAGGGCGCCAAGGGAGGCGGCGACGGGGGAUCCGCCGGCGACGGGGGAUCCGACGACAAGGAGCUCACCGAGGAAGAGCUCAUCCGCGCGACGGGCGCCAGGGCGCCUCCCAAGGAGCGCGUGGACUACUCCGCGCAGCUCGGCCACGGCAGUCGCGCCAAUCGCAAGGGCGAGGUCGUCGUCGCCGGGACCGUCGAGCUCGUCCCGGGGCACGUGCCGCCGGAGGAGAUCGACCCCGCGGACGCGACGGACGCCUUCACCCGAUUGCGCGCGGGCGAGGGCUUCGCGCCGGAGGAACAGGAAAAGUGCGACGUUCGCUGUGGGAACGACGCGAGGGAUCCGGCGUCGGGUCCCCCCUCGAGCGGCAUCGUCCCGGGCGUCGACGUAGCCAUGGUCGAACUCAAGGGAUUCGACGCGCACACGCGCGAGAAGAUCGCGGAGAACAUGCCGAACGCCGUCGCCGAACACGACGUGGACGAGUUCAUCGACCUGGUCGCCCAGACGAUGCGGCUGGACGCGGUGGCGGGCGCGGAUCCCUCGCUAGAACUCGCGGCCAAAACCAUCGCCGAAUCCAAAGCCGCUACCAAUGCCGCCAGGGCGUGCGCCAAGGCGCUCGUCAAACUGUGCGCCAAGGACCCGAAGGAGUUCAAGGCCAAGUCCAAGGGCGUCGGGCUGGUGGUGAUUAAGGACGGGGGGAUCCCGAAAGAUGCGUACCUCGGUGCGUACUGCGGAGAGCUGUACCCGGGGUGGCGUUGGUUCGAAAAGGAAGCCGCAGCGCAAGCCGUGCGGCGGGACGUCAAGAGGGACGACGAGGUGCCCACGUUCUACAACGCCGCGGUGGAGAGGGACCUUCACGACCCUCGCGGGUACGACGUGCUGUUCAUCGACGGCAUGGUGAAAGGGUCGGUGCUCACCCGCGCGUCCCACUCGUGCCAGCCCAACGCGGAGAUGCGAGUCAGGGUUCGCGAAGGGAAGUACUCGGUGGAGAUGGUCACCACGCGCGAGGUGCGAACGGGCGAGGAGAUCUGCUGGGAUUACCGGUGCCAGACGGACAGCGAGAAGGAGAUGAGGCGCGCCAUAUGCCUGUGCGGGAGCAAGAACUGCAGGGUGAGCUAUCUCCACUACAACGGCGAGAGCGAACUCGCCGCGUUUGCGGAUGAACGUUGCGCGGUGCUGCACGACGCCGCGAGACUGCUCGCGUCGUGCGUCGACGCGGACGCGCUUCGCCUGCCGGAAACCCUAAACCUAAACCCUAAGGGUACGCCGGGGAAGGGUACGCCGGGGAAACGCGGUAACAACGGCGGGAAAAGAGCCGACGAUCACUGGAAGAGCGCGCUCAUCGCCGCGGGGGUGCGGGCGGAUGACGAGGGAAUGCUCGCGGGCUUACCCCAGUGGGCGCGAAAGUUCGCGUCCAAGUGCGUGGCGACGGCGCACGAGGAGAAGAAGGUCCUGACGCACUCGCUGUACGAGUCCGCGAAGAGGCGCGCUUACGAGGCGAUCGACGCGGCGCGAGCCGAGGCGGCCGAGUACGAAACCGAUCCGGAGGCGUGGAAAAAACGGUUCCCCCGAACCGUUUCGACGCCCCCGACGGUUCCGCACGAGCCGUCCGACGCGGACCUUGGCGCGGACGCCAAGGCUGAGGCGUCGGGGAUUCAUGCCGCGCGAAUUCAAUCCCUGGCGGUGACGAUGGACAAGGUUCGACGCGUCCUCGCCGUGCACGCGCGUGGGGGCGACGCGGAGAAGCCCGCCGCCGGCGUCGACGUGUCCGCCGCGGCCCCGCCGCUCCGACUGUUAAACGACGAAGACGCCGCCGCGCAUCUUGUGGCGUACGCUUCGCGGCUCGCGUCCGCCGCGAACGUGGAUAACCCGUUCGAUGCGUUAAGCGUCGAUAGAUUAUCGGCGGCAGAUGAUGAAAACGGUUCGGACGAAGACGCCCGCCGGUGGGUUCGAUCCGACGCCGCGCGGCGAAUCCUCCGCGAAAUGGCGGACAAUCUCUGGAAACGUUCUUUGGAAGAAUCUGGAGCAUCCGAUACAGACCGGAUCGCGCGUCUCGCGUGCGGCGACCUCGCGUACCUCGCGUCACAAACGCGAAACUUCUUCGCCCCCGUCGCCGGCGGGGAACGGUUCAAAUCACCGUACGUGGCGAUGGGUUCGCACGGCUCCCGCGACGGAGCCGGCGUCGUUCGACGCAUGGACUACCCCAAACACUCCGCGCUCGGUUUCCUCUGCACCUGGCGAGAGGAGUACCUGGAGAGGCCGUGCGAUCGGCUCGCGACGGACGCGCGGGGCGGGCUUUGCCUGCCCCGGUUCGACCGCGGCGCGUUGGCAAACUAUUCGACGCAAAACCCGGGCAAAAACCGGAGAAGGGCGCACGCGUCCAUCGACGCCCUUUCCGCGCAUCUCUGCGGGGAGAUGGCCGCGAGGGGCGGUGGCAAGGCGUGGGCGCCGAUCGACGGGUGUUGGCGGUGGGACUUUGACCUCGACGCCGGCGACGAGCGGGACGGCCCCGUGCUGGGAUCUCCGGUGGUGGACGCGGCGCUGGGCGGCGACGUUCGCCCGGGCGCGUCGGCGGCGGCUGAGCUCGCCGCGGCGCGGCGAGCCGUCCUCGGAGACGAUGUCGAGGACGCGCGGGUCGCGGACGCGGAGCUGGGGAAGGCGGUGGCUUCGAAGGACGGAAACGAGGAGGAGAAGAAGGAGGAGGAGAAGGAGGAGGAGGAGAAGGAGGAGAAGAAGGAGGAGGAGGAGGAGCGUGUCGCGCUCGGGGCGGCUGAGACGGAUGCCGAUGCCGUCGCCGCCGAACCCACCCUCCCCAUUCCCGAACGCUCCCGCCCCUCGCCGCGCGUGGUGACGUCUCCGCCGGUGAACCGAUGGGGCGAGCCCGAGCCCGACGUUCCCUGCGUCGUCUGCGGCGACGUCGGCGACGCGACUGACUUUAUCCUCUGCGACGGAUGCCCCUCCGGAGGCCACGUCGACUGCCUCAACCUACCCGCAAACCCCGCACUUUCGCGUAACGGGACCGAGUCGGCACACUCGCGCGACGACUGGUUCUGCGACGCGUGCGAGGGGGGUAAGCUCGCGGGGAUCCAGCCCCCCGGCCGCGGCGGUUUCGCGCUCGCCGCCGCCAACAGAGCCGCGCUGGAACGAGCCAGGGAGCGCAACGGGGGGGUGGCUACUGUAUCGGCGGUGCCCGGCGCGACUGGCGCCGUGCCGUCCGUCGGGCCCGUCGCCGCGCAUAACCUGGCGGAGUACCACCCGGUGCACCUCACCACCAACUGCGAGGUGGUGGCGUUGCCCGGCGAUCCGCCGCCGCCGCCGCCGACGAUGCCGCUGACGUCGAGCGGGGGAAAUAAGCGCGCGUUCUGGGAGGGCAACGCGACGCUCGGGGACGACGGCAAGCCGACGAAAGCGGCGGCGGAGGCGAUCGCGAAGCGGCGGCGGGUGGGCGGGGGCGGUCCGGGCUCGUUCGCGCCGUUUCCCAUGCCUCGCGACUGCCCCUUGGGAGUCAUCGUGGAGUGCGGAGGCGCGUGGGGCGAGUUUCGGGUGCUCGAGGGGUUGGUGCACUGCAUGUGCGCCGGGUGCGAGUUCGGCAUCGCGUACGGGUUGCAGCCCACGAACGUGUUCGGCUUGCAGUCGUUCGAGUUCCACGGCGGCAAGGGCAGCGCGGGGAAGUGGAAGGCGUCCAUUCGAGCGCACCCGGAUGGCCUUCCGGAUGAGUAUUUCGCCCAGGUGGACGUCCAGCUGGCGGCGGGCGACGACGCUCCUCUCGCGGCGGCGGUGACGGCGGCUGCCGGCCCUAGGCGACCGGGAAGACCGCCGAGGGAUACCAGCGAGGGCCUGGGGCCGUGGCUGGAGCGGGAGUGCCCCGAGCAUCCGUGCCUGGCGCGCAGCAGGAACAAGGAAACCGCGUGAGUGACGCCACCCGGGCUGCUCUCAAAAUAUUUUUAACAACG